ACACUGCAGGCUUUUUCAGCAUUUAGAGUCAGCGAGAAAGACACAAGACUUAGUCUAAGAAGCAAGAUUAAGAAAAGGAGCUAUUCAAAUGUUUUUUUCUAGAUGGUGAUAGAAAAGUGAGAAGUCUAGCCUUGCUUGGAAACACAAGGUAGUUGGAGAGGCACCUGAAGAAAGACAACUUUUGAAGAGAAUUUUCUUGUAUGGAAUUGCUCAGGAUUAAAGCAUAAGCUGUUUUCAAUAUUUAUUUGUCAAUUUGCAAGUCUCUUUCACUCUUUGACCAUGAGGCACAUCUAUCUGCUGAGUCUGGGUAUUUUAUUGACACUGACAGAGAGCACUGUGAGUGAAUGCCCCGAUGGAUAUAAAAGAUUUACGAAGGGGCACUAUACAAACUGUACAGAUGAAGAUGAGUGUGAGUCUGAACCACUCAUUUGUGGAGAAAAUGCAAGAUGUCUCAACACAAAUGGCAGUUACUACUGUCUGUGUCAAGAAGGGUUCACACCAACUCAUAAUUUCACAGCAAAGGAUGGUAGUGUAUGCCAAGACAUCAAUGAAUGUGUGGAUCAAAGCAUUGAUUGUGGUCCUAAUGCAAAUUGUGUAAAUGCUGAAGGAGGUUAUUCCUGCACAUGUGAACCUGGCUACAUUUCCAGCAAUGGGAAAGAGAUGUUUUCUGCAGGACAAGGAAUUCAAUGUAUUGACAGAGAUGUAUGCACCGAUCCCAGUAUUUGUGGAAUAAAUGCAACAUGUCAUAACACGUACAGUAAUUUCUAUUGCAUCUGUGCUGCGGGCUUCAGACUGAAGUCAGGAGAAACUAACUUCACUGAUCCAAAUGAAUCCUGCAUGAGUGUUUGUGACAUUGAUAAAUCCAUCUGUGGAGAAGGAGGAGUCUGCCAUAACAGCAAAGACGGCCAUGAAUGUGUGUGCAGGUCAGGAUUCACCAACUAUGGUCACAAACAAAUGAAGUGCACAGAGCUCAAGUGUAACACAAUUAUAAGUGAGAGCAAAGCAUCCCAGGCAUCUCCAGAGCUAACAAAACUUGUCUCCUUCAUGAACAACAACUGUUUGGCACUGAAGAAGAGCGAGUCUGUCAGUUUUAAACAAGGGGGCGGAGAAAGACUUCUUGAGGCGUUUCUGAGUGCUUUAGAUAGUCUGCUUGACGGUGGCUUCCAAGGUGGUAACCAUGAAGUGUCAGCAAUGUUUAAUAUUGUGGAACGCAUGCUAAAACUGAUAGGACCUCUGCUGUCAGAAAGCCAGACCAAGAGAUCAAGCAAUAAAACCGAGGUGGAGCUGUUGGUAAAGUGGGGCAAAUCUCCACCUGAGGGUGAUUUCAAUAUAUCCUCCAGCCGCACACAGUUUACAUCCCACUGGGACACAGCAACAGGAAAUACAUACCUUGGCUUUACGACUGCAGCUCUUCUCAGCUAUAAAGGUCUGGAAGAAUCACUCAACCGCUAUUUUAACCAUUUAGAAACACGGAAAAAGCAGACUUUUAAGAUAAAUUCAAAAGUAGUAACUGCCACUGUUAGUAAUACAGAGACUGACAAUCUACAGAAACCAGUAAAUCUCACGUUUUCUCACUUGGAGAACACAAAUGAGACACAUAUCUGUGUGUUUUGGGAUCCUAAACUGAAAGGGGGCGCGUGGUCAAAAGAAGGCUGCACUAGAGUGAACUCCAAUGAUGUCCAGACUGUCUGCUCCUGUACUCACCUCAGCAGCUUUGCUGUGCUGAUGGCUCUCUAUGACAUUGGGGAUGUAUAUGAGCUGACUCUGAUCACAUGGGUGGGACUGCCACUGUCUCUGGUCUGCCUCCUCAUCUGCAUUAUCACAUUUUACUUGGUGCGAUCUAUCCAGAGCACACGCAACACCAUCCACCUGCACCUCUGCAUCAGCCUCUUCAUCGCCUACUUUGUGUUCCUCGUGGGCAUCACCCGCACAGAAAAUGAGGUGGGCUGUGCAGUUGUUGCGGGCGUGCUGCACUAUUUCUUCCUGGCUUCGUUCUGCUGGAUGUGUCUGGAAGGAGUGCAGCUGUUCCGCAUGGUGGUGCUGGUCUUCAACACAACGCUGAGACCCAUCUAUAUGAUUGCCGCUGGUUAUGGAGUUCCUGCUGUUAUCGUUGCAAUUUCAGCCACAGUGAAUGCAAGUGGAUAUGGCACUCCGGGCUACUGUUGGCUCAACAUUCAAGAUGGUUUCAUUUGGAGCUUUUAUGGGCCCGUUUGCGCCAUAAUUAUUGUUAAUGUAUUCUUCUUCCUCAUAACAAUAUGGAAGCUGGCAGAAAAAUUUUCCUCCCUCAACCCUGACUUAAACAAUCUACACAAAAUCAAGGCAUUUACGGUCACUGCGAUUGCUCAGCUGUGUGUCCUUGGCAUCAUGUGGGUGUUUGGAUGUUUUCAGUUUAAUAAAGACACUCUGGCAAUGUCAUACAUCUUCACUAUACUAAGCAGCCUGCAGGGGGUGCUGAUGUUCAUCUUGCAUUGCUGGCUCUCAAAACAAGUGAGAGACGAGUAUGCCAAAUUCCUGUCAAGUAUCUGUACACCACAGAAGAGGAAAUAUUCAGAGUUCAGCUCAAACCAAACAAGCAAAUCGCAGGGCUCCAAGAGUGCUCAGCACACUGGUGAAUCCCACAUUUAGGAGGCCAUGUCAACAGACCAUCGACUUUAUCAUUCAUUUGCAAGAUGAAGUGUCACAUUAUCUCUCUAUAUCUGCUUUAUGGAAAUGAUAUUGUAUUUGAGUGAUUAGUAAUUUAGGGGAACUUUUCUUUCCCUUAGUGUCAUUUAAAAAAAUGCCUUUAAAGAUAAAUGGUGUGUCUUUGAUUAUUGCUUUCUAACUUUGUAUGUUUUUUGCCAGAAUUUCUCUUCUAUUUAUUUAAGUUAAAAGAACAUUCUACAUAUUACCGUUCAAAAGUUUAGGGUUGGCAAGUUUUUUGUUUGUUUUUUUGAUGUCUUAUGCUGCAUUUAUUUGUUAAAAAUGCAAUAAAAGUGAUAUUGUGUAAUUUUUUUUUUUAGAAUUUAAAAUAACUUUUCUAUUUUUAAUAUAUUUUAAAAUGUAAUUUAUUCCUGUGAACAAAGCUGAAUUUCAGCAUCAUUACUCCAGUCUUCAGUGUCACAUGAUCCUUCAGAAAUCAUUCUAAUGUGCUGAUUUGAUGCUCAAGAAACAUUUAUGAUUAUUAUCAAUGUUGAAAUCAGUUUUGUUGCUUGAUCAUUUUGUUGAUCAUUCUGGAUUCUUUGAUGAAUAUUAAGUUCAAAAGAACAUUUAUUUGAAAUAGAAUCUUUUGUAGCAUUAUAAAUGUCUUUACUGUCACUUUUGAUAAAUUUACUGCAUCCUUGCUGAAUAAAUGUAUCUCACCCCAAACA
Molecule: messenger RNA, 3347 nt
Organism: Ctenopharyngodon idella (grass carp)
Lineage: Eukaryota; Metazoa; Chordata; Actinopteri; Cypriniformes; Xenocyprididae
Product: adhesion G protein-coupled receptor E5
Exons: 19
Coding region: 280-2625 (781 amino acids)
Biological process (GO): adenylate cyclase-activating G protein-coupled receptor signaling pathway; cell surface receptor signaling pathway
Cellular component (GO): membrane
Molecular function (GO): G protein-coupled receptor activity; calcium ion binding
Source: RefSeq, a predicted model, not a curated record